UGAGGGGUGUUUCUCUGCGCCGUCUGUCGGUCACUGGAGAGGCGCGCGGUCACCGUUACGCAUUUCAGCGGAACACCGAGCGCAGGAUGGCCGAGACUCACGGCGAGAUCAGCGGCCACGACUGCCGGCGACCGGCUCCGGUACAGACCUUCAACCACAGAUCCUCCAAGUGGGUCCGUUUGAACGUCGGUGGCACGUAUUUUCUGACCACCAGACAGACGCUCUGCCGGGAUCCCAAAUCGUUCCUGUUCCGGCUGUGCCAAACGGAGCCAGACCUCGAUUCUGAUAAGGAUGAGUCUGGGGCGUAUUUGAUUGACAGGGACCCCAUGUAUUUCGGGCCUGUGCUGAAUUACCUGAGACAUGGGAAGCUGGUCCUCAACAAGAACCUGACGGAGGAGGGAGCUCUUGAAGAGGCCGAGUUUUACAACAUCACAUCAUUAAUAAAACUCAUCAAAGAAAAGAUCAGUGAAAAAGAAGCCAAGAUGACACACACGCCGGUCAAGCAUGUUUACAGAGUGUUGCAGUGUCAAGAGGAAGAACUUACUCAGAUGGUCUCGACCAUGUCAGACGGAUGGAAGUUUGAGCAGUUGGUCAAUAUCGGAUCCUCCUAUAACUAUGGUAAUGAAGAUCAGGCGGAGUUCCUGUGUGUUGUUUCUAAGGAACUGCACAACCAAUCAUACAGCAGCAACACUCAACCCAGUGAGAAAGCCAAGAUUCUACAGGAACGCGGCUCUAGAAUAUGAGCAUCUAGAGCAGCUCUUUCUAGAACAUUCCAUGAGCUUGUUCUCUUCACGCCUCGAGAGCACUGGACACCUGACGCACGCAAGCAGCACGUGAAGAGCAUGUCCACUGCAAUCCAGUCUUUAUGGUGCCUGUUUAUCUGGGAUGCUUGUUUGUUUCGAGACAGGAUCUGGAGAGCUGGACCAAUGUCAAUCUCAGGGAACAAAAGGAAAUGGACAGGUCACUCUGAAUCACUGCCCACCUCUUACCACAAUCAAUACAAUCAUGGACAUACAGUGGGGUCCAAAAGGGAGAAUACUCCAAUUUUGCAUUUAAAGCGAAUGCUUUUCUUUACAAAUCUCGCAGUGUUUGGUUUGUCUCCCUUUUUCUUUAAUCAAUAACAUGAACAAAACCUGAUGGUCAUGUACUCCUCAGCGUCUGUAUAAAGAGUCACAUGAUCAAUGUCAUUUGAUUAGACACAGAUAUAGUACAUAAUAUAAAAUAUUAUGUCUUUAUUUAACACUACUUAAAAAGAGAAAAUUAUUUGAACUCUUUUUGUAAAGGUUUAAAUAAAAUAAAUAUAAAAAAAAAAUUUUUUGUGGUCGCAGACUUUUGGACCCUACUGUCCUAUGAUUUAUAUAUGCAACAAUAGUGAUUUUGAAAAUCAGUACAAAUUUGGCAAUAGCACCAUGGUUGAGCACAAAUUUUAAUGCAAGAUUUUAGUGCUGAGAAAUAUUUCUUAGUGUUGAGAUUUUAGCUACACUGCCAUUCAAAAGUCUGGGGUUGGUAAGAUUUUUAAAUAUUUUUGUAUAAGUAUAGUCUGCAUUUAUUUGAUCAAAAAUGCAGUAAAAGCAGUAAUAUUGUGAAAUUUGAUUGUCACAUGAUCCUUCAGAAAACAUUCUAAUAUGCUGAUUUGCUCAGUUUGAUAAAUAGAAAGUUUAAAACAGCAUUUAACUGAGAUAGAAAUCUUUUAUAACAUUAUAAAUGUCUUUACUGUUGCUUUUGAUCAAUUUAAUGCGUCCUUGCUGAAUAAAAAUAUUUUCUAGAAAAAAAAAUCUUACUGAGCCCAAACUUUUGUAUGAUUUUUUUACUCCUUUUAAUGUGAAAAUUAUUGCUUUUGCACUACUGCUAUUGUUAUUAUUAUUAUCAUCCAGGCAAUAUUUCAAAGGUAUCAGUGAACUGCUGUUAAGAAAUGUGUUUGUGUAUAUUAUUACUGAAUACUUGGCUGAACCUUAAAGGGAAGGAGCUUUUCUGUCUGUCAGCCAAGAGGAGAGACAGGAUAUGAAGCAUUUAAAUGACACUUUGCCUGUCCUGAUCUUGCACAUUUUGGUAUAUAUUAUAUAUCCUGUAAGGUAGCAGCGUAUGCAUUUGUAUGACUUUUGAAAAUGCUAACAUCUAAACCUGUACUGCAAAAUCACGUCACUGUAAAAUUCAAGUAGUUGAAUGUAGCGCCACGCAUCCACACACAC
This is a messenger RNA of Onychostoma macrolepis, 2189 nucleotides long. RefSeq names its product potassium channel tetramerization domain containing 5b (gene kctd5b). Bases 87 to 743 code for a protein of 218 amino acids. Gene Ontology annotation, cellular component: cytoplasm; Cul3-RING ubiquitin ligase complex. Gene Ontology annotation, biological process: protein homooligomerization; proteasome-mediated ubiquitin-dependent protein catabolic process. NCBI's taxonomy places the organism in Eukaryota, Metazoa, Chordata, Actinopteri, Cypriniformes, Cyprinidae. The record is from RefSeq and is a predicted model, not a curated record. The transcript has 6 exons. Gene Ontology annotation, molecular function: cullin family protein binding.